GCUCUGCCGGGGGAAGACGGAGCUGGGCGAGCCCGCGCUUUUCUCCUUCUUCUUUUCCCGCCCGCCGGGCCUGAGGCGCGACCCUCCGCCACCCACCUUCCCGCCAGAGACCCUGUAUCUUGGCUACCUCCCAAGGACCUGCCCUUACCCUGAUGUAAACACCCCAGAUGUUGGACGCCAUGGCCAAGCCUGCAGGGGGAGAGCCGGUCUCCAAAGCCAGAGAACUCUGCCAUGAAUGUGGGCAGUUCCAUUUGCUGCCAGAUAACCAUCUUUACAACUUUCAGGACGAAGUGGAUGACGACCUGACCUGCCACAUAUGCCUUCAGCCUUUGCUCCAGCCUAUGGACACACCUUGCGGACACACAUAUUGUUUUAAGUGCCUCGAAAACUUCAUGCAGGAGUACAACUUCUGUCCUAUGGAUCGGAAAAAACUGUCUUUCCAGCACUGCCGGAAGUCCAGCCAUUUGGUGCGGAAUCUUUUGGAUAAACUCAUUGUCAUCUGCCCCUUUCCAGAUGACUGUAAGCUGACUAUGCAGCGGUGUGAGCUAGAGGCUCACUUACAAAACAGGUGUCCUGGCUUCAAGAAAUACAAAGUUCAACUAGAAAGGAAAAAGAACCCUCGCUCCAGGUUGAAGGGAGAUUCCCUUGCCAGGCUGGAAACGAAUACCCCGAAAGAGCCCGAGAUAUCAAAUGGAGUGUCAUCCCUGGUGGCUGGAAGCUCAAUAGCUGCCGUGGUAUCCUUGGAGACACCAGAACCUGGCUUGGUUAAUCCAGCCUUUGAUGGGAGUGAAGAAGAUUUACCCCAAAGAGCUAGCCUUGUAGCAGAGACAAGCACCAUUGAAAUUCACCGAGAAGACCCUGAGGAAGAACUUGGGAUGCGGAUAGUUGGGGGUAAAGACACACCUCUUGGCAACAUUGUUGUCCAAGAAGUUCUUCGGGAUUCAGUUGUUUCAGCAGAUGGAAAGAUAGCACCUGGAGACCAUAUCCUAGAGGUGAAUGGUGUCAACAUUAGCAGCGUGACUCAUUGCCAAGCUAUCUCCUUACUGCGCCAACCCUGUGCUGUGCUCCACCUCAUAGUGCUCCAAGAGAAAGGGUUUAACACCAAGGCUGGGCAGCCGGAUUCCAGUCCAAUAAACCAGGAAGUGAUCCACGUUACCCUUGUGAAGAGAGACCAGUCUGAACCUCUUGGCAUCAAGUUGAUCAGAAAAACUGAUGAGCCUGGGAUUUUCAUUCUGGAUCUUUUAGAUGGAGGCUUGGCGGCCAAAAAUGGGAAACUGACUCAGAAUGAUAAAGUCCUUUCUAUAAAUGGCCAAGAUUUACGUCAGGGAACACCUGAAGCAGCUGCUCAGAUAAUCCAGAUUAGUGAAGCACGAGUCAAUUUCGUGGUCCUUCGUCAGCUUGGCGUGCAACUCUCAGAUGCUGCUGAAGAUGGCGGUGCGUCAAAUACUAGCAGCAGCAGCAGCAAUGGGGGAAGUCCUGUGCACCAUCACAGGAGACCUGAACAGAAUCACUAUCAACGAAAAUCCAGCUUUCAGAAGGCAGUCCCUCAAGGAUAUCUCAACCAGGAGAAGGUAGUUGCCAUAAAGAAGGAGCCAAAAGAAUCUCUAGGAAUAACGAUAGGAGGUGGAAGGGAUAUUAAAAAUAGACUCCCAAUUUAUGUAACUAGCGUACAGCCUGUUGGAUGCCUUUUUAGAGAUGGCAGGAUUAAGAAAGGAGAUGUACUUUUGAAUAUAAAUAAUGUCGACUUGACACAUCUGAGCUACAAUGAAGCGGUCUCUGCAUUGAAAUCGAAUGCGGCAUUGCACACCGUGGCACUGAAAGCCCUAGAAAUUGUGGUACCAGAGCAGACAUCUGAAUCGGCUGAGACUCCUGAUACCAGAGAAAAUGGCUUCAGCUGGGCUACCUGGGCUCCUCUCUGGACCAUGUGGCUUGGAUUGCCCAGCCACCUCCACUUCUGUCAAGAUAUUAUCUUGCAUAAAAGCAACUCUGAGAGCUGGGGAUUCAGCAUAGUUGGCGGGUUUGAAGAAAGCAAAGGGAACCAGCCGUUCUUCAUUAAGACCAUUGUGCCGGGAACCCCUGCCUUCUGGGACAAAAGGCUGAAGUGUGGGGAUGAAAUCGUGGCAGUCAACGGAGUGUCUGCUGUAGGAAUGAGCAACGGCGAGCUGAUUCCCAUGCUGAAGGAACAACGCAAUAAAGUAACCCUUACUGUGGUGUCCUGGCCUGGUAGCCUUGUGUAAGAAGUCAACUCUAACCCAAAGUUUCAUGUACGCGCUACUUUGGUGCCAGGCUUCAAAGACUGGAGUGAUGAACCAACCAAGGAAACCAUGAGCUGGUCUAACAGUGCCGUCCUCCUCAAGGCUUUCACCAGGAGCCCCGUUCCUAAGCAAAAGGCAAACGUAGCUUAGUGAUAGAAUCUGAUUUUUAGACUCAACUCCCUGGCAAAAGAAUCCACACUUCAGUGAGCAAUUUGAGUUCUAUCAUUUUAUGAGUGUUGUUUUCUCAUGUCCUUACAUAUGUUGAGAAAGUGAACUCUGAGCCUAAAAACGUCUGUUUUAAUCCUGCCCAGAUAAACGAUUGCAAGCAGAGCUUGUAAAAGUCUGCAAGAUGAUUUAAGGUCCUUCAUAUAGUCAAUCAUGUUGGCUAAUAUUUAACUUCGGUGGUAACUUUUGUUGACCGAUAAACACAGCAAGAGGCCCGUGAGGUUUGCCUCAGAGCAGCUAUUGUUCCUUUCCAUGGUCGGUGGAAUGGGGAUGUGUAUUCCACUGUUUUGGUAACAGUUUCAAAUAUGCCGUGCCCCGUUUCUCAGCUCUCUUCUCUUAAAGUUGGGGCUGCUUGCAAUAUACAGCUUGCCUCUGAGCACCUGUGAUUUCUCUGCGAGGACAUGGUGCGCUUGCGUCAGCGAUGCCUGACGCAGCAGCCACUUUCAGCUUUAAGACUGGACGUUCUCUGCUGUUGAGAAUGAAGUAAAGGGAGCAGCGGAAUAAUGUGGCCACUGACGGAUUAUUGAAUCAUUGAUGCAGAUAAAUGAUGAUUGAAUCUCUAAUCAUUUAUCUGUAUCAUCUCUGCUUGUUAUACUCUAGGUUGCUGGAUAGCAAGGUACUUGUCUUCCCACUUCUUUCAGCAGCGCCCAAGUUUAAGGAGAACAGCAGUGCUGUGUCUUCUUACGGCCCAUUCAUCACAUCAGAGAGGAUGCACGUAGCCCCUGCGGGUUGGCAUCUCAUACCACUCAAUAGGACAACCCUGCCGCCGCUUGAGAGAAGUCAAGCGCCCCUUUGCAGACAAUGGAGGCUUCACGUUAGGCGCCAGCAGGAGUCCAGCCAGAUUUUGAGCGAGCAGCAGUCGUGGGGCCAAAGAGGAAGAGACGGCAACAGAAUUGGGCCCGCUGCGGAGUCCCUAUAAGCAGUGUGUGGGAAGAAUUUAAAGCACAACACGGUUUCUCCCGGGUGGGUGGCAAAUCUGAAUCCUCCCCACGACGCACACGUUCCCCCGUUCCCCCUAAACCCUUUUCCUUUCAUAAUUAUCGUUAUUCUUUUUCCUGCCUAGGCUUCUGGUCUCAGAAUGCUGGGAGGGAAAUGGCUAGAAAAAGUCAUUUUGGGGAAAAGCCUAGCUGGCAGUGAGGCUUCAGCUCCACUCUCCCAUCCUGAGCUUUUCGUUGCCUCCUGACCCCCUCCCAGCUACGUUAGGGAAUCAAUAAAACCUGGGUUGGAUCCCGGCCACUGCCCAAUCCAGUUGCGCCCUUACUAGAAAGAGGGGAGAAGGAGCAGCUAUUCGCCUUGCAGAGGUUGGAGAAACCAAUCAAAGCAGCCUCUCCUCUCUGUUGUUGCCGCCCUCUUUCCCACCCCCAACAUGACGCUUUUUGAAAAGGCAAAGAGCCACCUGAAAGCAUGGCUUCUCUUCUUGUCAGCUGUUUCUUCAGGGUUUAAGACCCAAGAAGGUUUGCCAUCGUUUUUCUCUGCAGAGGAUCGGUGCUGCUAAUAGCUGUAUAGCAGGCAGAAAAUCCAACCAGCUCCACCUUUCUUAAUGUGCACCUGUAGGUAAAAUUCAUUUAUGCAGUUGCUCAAUACCAUGUGUGUGUGUGUACGUACGUACACGCAUGCCCGCAUGUUGAUUCUUCAACCCUAAACACUAAUUGACAGGACUCAGGAUAAACGCUUCCUUUUAAUCUUCGUAUGUUCUCCUCUUCUACCCUACACAACCAUGACUCCAGGCUAGUCUCUAAAAAUAGGCUUGUUUACAUUUAGCUGCACCGUUCCAAUACUUGUUCAAGGUCCUGUUCUUUUAUUGUUUCGUGCCCUACCAAGUGAUUCAGCGAUCUUGACUGUUAGCUUAAGCCUCUUUGAUUGUAGACCGAGAGGUCAUUAGUUUGCCGUACUUACAGAAGCUUCCUCAAAGUGGCCUGCUCAUUUUUUUCUUUUAACAGGGGUUUCCAAGUCCUUGGUUUGCAGAAUGCUUUUAAUCAGCUGUAGGUCUUUGUUUCAGUUUAAAGGUCAGAGGCCCCUGAGAAGUGCUUACCUCUCUGUGGAGUGCAGGUAAGCUGUCAUGUUUGAAAGACUUGCCACAGCUCUUCAGGCUGGUGGAAUGUGGGUCUAUCUAUCUAUCUAUCUAUCUAUCUAUCUAUCUAUCUAUCUAUCUAUCUAUAUUUCAGGAGAUGGCUGUGUUUGCAGACAGAUACUGCACUCGCUUUGGCAGUUUGUGAAUGUCACAGCUAAGUUCUUACGCCCUUCAGCUCAGGCCUGUUGGCAUCAGACUGACAGCUGUUUGAGAAUUAUCAGUACAGCGGUCAGUUCUCACAUAAGUAGGAAUGUGAAGUGAAACACACACACACACCCCGCAAAAGGACUUUAGGGCUCAUUCAUACAUUUAAAUUGGAAGUGGUGAUGUGCAUGUCCAGACUUCGCUGUCUCGUUUUAAUGUUGUGAGCUGCUGCUGGUGCCAUGUUUGUGAGGAUGUUGAUCUGAUUUGCGGUAUGGCAGGGUGGAGGAGAUUGGUUUUUACAUGCGGGUGAUGUCCAUCAACACUUCACAUGAAAAUGUCACAGUAUACACAUUGGGGGUUAAUGCCUACAUUUAAAUGUGGUUUUAAAGGGCAUAAACAUUUACAUCUUGCUGUUGUAAAGACAAUUACGGCUGGCUUCAGGCUUGCCUCCUAGGAGCUUCUGUAAUGUUUGACCCUUGCAAUAGCUGUAAAGAGGGGAAUCAAAUGCCUUUUCUCGAAUGAAGGGGAUGUGCUGCGUGAGCAGCACCAUUUCACUGUGUUGUCUUAUUUCAAGGUGCCUUUAACAAUCACCAGGAAGUCUAGUAGCUAUGAAAUUGCUUUGUACCAAAGAAUUUGUAGAAACCUAACCGAUUUGUCUUUGUUUUGAUGCAUUUAUAAAUUAUUCUGAAGUUA
Messenger RNA from Elgaria multicarinata webbii, 5388 nucleotides. Its product is annotated as ligand of Numb protein X 2-like. The coding region runs from base 168 to 2237 and encodes 689 amino acids. The record is from RefSeq and is a predicted model, not a curated record. Lineage: Eukaryota; Metazoa; Chordata; Lepidosauria; Squamata; Anguidae. Gene Ontology annotation, molecular function: protein binding; ubiquitin-protein transferase activity; metal ion binding. The transcript has 10 exons.